This is a messenger RNA of Coccidioides immitis RS, 555 nucleotides long. RefSeq lists its product as uncharacterized. NCBI's taxonomy places the organism in Eukaryota, Fungi, Ascomycota, Eurotiomycetes, Onygenales, Onygenaceae. Bases 1 to 555 code for a protein of 184 amino acids. The transcript is spliced from 4 exons. The record is from RefSeq and is a predicted model, not a curated record.
AUGUCGACUGGUAGCGGAAAAUUCUCUUCACGUGGGCCGUUCACUAAGGAUAUAAAAGUGCUUCCCGAGGUCGAGCGAAUGUGCUCUCUGAAGAGAGUUCUGGAAGUGUCUCUCCCACGGGGAGAUGGGAGACACGGUGGGAUCAGCAUGAUGUGGCGUCUAGUGAGAAAAAUCGGACAUUUCGACAUUGAAGAGAGUACUCACAUCUAUACAUCUUCGCUUCUACGAUCUAAGAUCUAUCCUCACUCGGUGAGAGUCGAUCUUGGUUGUGUCGGCAUCCCUGCCGUUCGGGCCCAUGGGGAAACGCCUCUUGGCAACAACCAAAAGGAAAGCGGUGUUUUAGCAGGAUUCCCGGAGGUGAACCUAAAUUAUACGGAACGAGCGACGAACCAGGGUAGGAUCAUCUCCCGUCCUCGACAUGAAGAAGGCGAUCGGAGCGUUGGAGAGAUGACAGGAUUGCCACUUUCUGCGCACCUCAGCCCUUGCAAGCAGAACAUGCUGCUUUAUCAGAGUCAGUCUUCAAGCAAUAAAAUGGUCAGCUUGACUUUGUGUUAG